AUGGCGUCCACUGAGGAGCGCCUCCCCUCCGUCUCCUCCGUCUCCUCCAUCUCUCUGUUGGAGAUCAAAGCGGACACUCACCUGGUCCUCAAAGCCUUCCUCCAUCGAACCCUCACCCUCCCGCUGGAGGAGCGGCCCGGCAGAGUGGGCGGAGCUUACACAGACCACAACAAAUACAGGUACAGAAAGAAGCGCUGAUUUCAUUCCUUACAGGGUCUUUAGUAUUGGGUUUAUAGACUCGCCAUAAGAUCAGACACACGCUCUCGUCUCGCUAUCAGCUAAAAUAAGAAAUACCUGCUGCUCUGUUGCUCAUCACUCUUUACGUCUUCCUCCCUGACUGCAGCUGUAUACCCCGUAAGUCAAAGGACGGCUGGGACUCCCAGGCGGAGGACGUCAGCUCCACGGAUGAGAAGAAAUCUGGAUUAAAAAGUUUUAUGAAGCAGCUUCCUCGUAGAAGUUCAUGGAGAUCAGGGAAGGAGUCUAAAAACUCGCUGGAACGAGACAACAAGAUCAAACCGGGACUGAGCAAAGACCAAACGGAUGUGAGGAUUCUUCAUUUUUACUCAGAGCAGAGUCAGACGCAUCACUGUGGAGAAUGACCUUCAACCCUUCCUCUUUCUUUCUUUCUCCCCCCUCAGGGUGACGUGGCGUCCCCCUCCACGUCCUCAGACGAAGAUGACGGUGAAAAGAAGCAGAAGAAGAAGCUGAACCCAAAGAAGAUCCGAGAGAGACUGUCCAAGUUGUUCAAAGGGAAGGCGGAGAGAAGGAGAAGGAGAAGGACCGAGACGGGGUCAAACCUCAGAGACCGACCAGCCUGCCCAUUAAAGACAAAGAACCGGAUGUCCAGCCCGCCGUCGUCUCUCCCAGUAAGAGCGAACGCCACACGCUUACAGUUUGACGCUGAAUGAAUCUUUGUGUCUCAUGUUUUUGUCGUUUUUGUCGCUGCAGCUCAUCCUCCCGGGUUUUACGAUGAAGUAGCAGAGAGACUGGAACAGAUCGCUCAGAAGUCCACGAGUAUAAAGAAGAAGCCCAGUCCCAUCAGCCAGACUUCACAAAGUAAGAAAACUCAAACAGACGAGACGUGACGAAAAUAUGACCAAUCUGAAGACGUUUGAAGGUGACCUUGUGUCUCUGAUUUUGUCUCUCUGUCAGCGCCGACUGAUAAACAGGCCGUGGUCAAUCAGCUGGUUCAGCUUCUGUCUCAGGAGGGCGACUCGAUGAACAACAAGGUGGGUGAUUUUCAUCAGAACAGGUGUGAAGACGUACAAAUCAGGUGUGCCACGUUAUCGUCUCUCCUCUUAUCGAUCUUUAAACGCUCUUCUCCCUCAGAUCCAAUCAGACCCCUUCCUCCGCUCCAACCUCAAUCGCCUCUCUUACCCGUCCUUCGCCAAACUUCUCGACACGUUCAGCAGGAAUCAGGUAUCUGAUGCGCCCACCGUGCCCCCGACCUCCAGCCCAACGCUCAGACGAAUGGCGGUGACCAUGGAGGUGUCCCGCAGGAUCGUCACGGCUACAGGCACUCAGCGCAUGCAGGGAUACGCCGAGUGCUACAUGGAGACCUUUGCUCCGUGGGUGAAGAGUCAUGGAGGAUGGGUAAGAGUGUGAAAACAUCUUCACCUUCAUUAUCUCGGCAAAGACGGGCUCAUAUCUUAAAUUUUGCUGAUCUUUGGUUCAUCUUCAGGAGAACAUCGUCGAUCUGGGAGAGCAGAGUGAAACAGAGUGA
Molecule: messenger RNA, 1723 nt
Organism: Xyrichtys novacula (pearly razorfish)
Lineage: Eukaryota; Metazoa; Chordata; Actinopteri; Labriformes; Labridae
Source: the annotation of a GenBank genome assembly